UUGUUUCUGUUUUCUCUUUUUUCUUUCCUUUUCCCCUCCGGUUUCUUUCUCUUUUUCUCUCUCUCUCACAAGUUUCUCUCUCACUCUCUAUUUCAUUCUUUUCCUCCCAUGCCAUCUCUCUCUGUCAUAAUCUUUAUCUUUAGCCUAGUCUCUCAUUCCCUUUCCUUCUCUCCCAUCUUCUUCCACUUUCUCACUCCGUUUCUCACUCUUUCACUGUUUCUCGCGUUUUUUUUUCUUUCUUCACCCGCCCAGUCACUCUAUUUCUUUCUUUCUUUCUUUCUUUCUUUCUUUCUUUCCCUGUCUGACUCCAUCUAUUUUUUACACACUUUCUUUUUCACGUUCUCUCUCAUUCUCUUCCACGUAAACCUUGUCUCUCGUUCAAGCUUCCUCUAUCUCGUCUCUCCUUUAUAUUCUACUUCUUUCUUAUGUCCUUUUUUCUUUCUCUUAAGACAUUUUUCUCAUUCAAUCAUUCUCUCUCUCCCUCUCUCCCUCCCUUCCUUUCUCUUUCUUGCCUUCUUCCUUUGCUUUUCCUCCCCAGUCUCUAUUACUAUUUUUCUUUCUCUUUUCUCUCGUUCAGGCUUUCUCUUUUAUCUAUCUCAUGUCCUCUCUACUUCUCUUACGCAUUGUCUCUCAUUCACUCUCUCUCUCUCUCUCUCUCUCUCUCUCAUUCACGCUCUCUCUCUCUCUCUCUCUCAGUUUUGGUGCGUAAUUGUAACAUAA
Acanthosepion pharaonis is the source of this 720-nucleotide messenger RNA. Lineage: Eukaryota; Metazoa; Mollusca; Cephalopoda; Sepiida; Sepiidae. The record is from the annotation of a GenBank genome assembly.